This is a messenger RNA of Phacochoerus africanus (Common warthog), 1532 nucleotides long. It is a transcript of the gene MFAP2, whose product is annotated as microfibril associated protein 2. The transcript has 10 exons. NCBI's taxonomy places the organism in Eukaryota, Metazoa, Chordata, Mammalia, Artiodactyla, Suidae. Gene Ontology annotation, cellular component: microfibril. The record is from RefSeq and is a predicted model, not a curated record. Gene Ontology annotation, biological process: embryonic eye morphogenesis. Bases 584 to 1132 code for a protein of 182 amino acids.
AGGAGGCAGAGGGAAAACCAGGCCAGGGAGGAUGUCCUGGAAGCUGGCAGAAGUCGGACAGGAGAGCGAGGCUUACUUCUCCCUGAGUGGCUGCCUCCCUGAGUGGGUGCCGUGCUUUUAGGAGCCUUGGUGUCCUCCUCCGUAAAAUGCGGGUAACCGCCCACCUCACCACGUCGACCGCGGGCCCGAGGGGAUGAGGACGCGAGGAGAAAGCGCUUUGCGCGGUGUAAAGCGCUGCACAGACGUGAGGCUGGCUCCGCGGGCGCCUCCUCCCCGCGGGCCGCCCCCAGAAGAGGGUUGCAGACCCGAGGGCGCGGCGUGGCGGCCCCGGCGGCGGCGCUCGCGUUAGGACCCAGCGGAUCCGGGCUGGAGGGCGGGCGCCGGCCCGUCGGGGGCCCGGAGGGGGGCUCGGAGCGGGCAAAGGGGCGGCUCCGGCGGGCAGACUCGGAGCGGGUGGCCAGCUGUGCGGCGGCGCUGCAACAUCUGGUUUCCUCCGCCCGGACCCCAGGCCGGCCUCUGGAGCAGGCAGAGCCUCCUGCAAACUGUCCCCUGACACCAGCCCAGCUCACCUCACUGUGUAGCCAUGAGAGCAGCCUCCCUCUUCCUGCUGUUCCUGCCUGGCCUGCUGGCUCAGGGCCAGUAUGACCUGGACCCGCUGCCUCCGUUCCCAGACCACGUCCAGUACACCCACUAUAGCGACCAGAUCGACAACCCGGACUACUAUGAUUAUCAAGAGGUGACGCCUCGGCCCCCAGAGGAGCAGUUCCAGUUCCAGUCCCAGCAGCAAGUCCAACAGGAAGUUAUCCCAGCCCCCACCUUAGAACCAGGCCAUGUUGAGACGGAGCCCACGGAGCCUGGGCCUCUGGACUGCCGCGAGGAGCAGUACCCGUGUACCCGCCUCUAUUCCAUACACAAGCCUUGCAAGCAGUGUCUCAACGAGGUCUGCUUCUACAGCCUCCGCCGCGUGUAUGUUGUCAACAAGGAGAUCUGUGUCCGCACCGUCUGCGCCCACGAGGAGCUCCUGCGAGCUGACCUAUGUCGUGACAAGUUCUCCAAGUGCGGUGUGAUGGCCAGCAGUGGCCUGUGCCAGUCUGUGGCGGCCUCCUGCGCCAGGAGCUGCGGGGGCUGCUAGGGUGGAGCUGGCGCCCCAGCCCUGGGCCCUCCGCGGAUCUUGGGCCCCCAGGCUCUGCCUGACCUGGUGCUUUCUUCCCCAGCCCCACUCGCCUGUCAUUCUGUAAAAAGUUAGAGGACUGUGGCCUUGGGGGUGGCCUCGGGCCCCUCCCCCAGUCUGUGGCCACCCCUGGAGCACAAACAGGGCUCCCCAAGGCCCAGGCCUUGCCCCCAGGCGGGGGACACCCCAGGCCUCUCUAUGGGCCCCUCACGUGCCUUCCCCCUCCCCUCCCCCUCCGAGGGCAGUCCCCGCCCCCAGGGUAGGCUAUGACCCUCCCCCAGCUGGUCUGCUUGGAGUUCCUACAGCCCCGGGCAUAGUCCACCUUUGUUUUAUACAAAAUUAAAAACAGGUUUUUACAAAA